Messenger RNA from Anolis sagrei ordinatus, 510 nucleotides. Its product is annotated as myelin P2 protein-like. Gene Ontology annotation, cellular component: nucleus; cytosol. Lineage: Eukaryota; Metazoa; Chordata; Lepidosauria; Squamata; Anolidae. The record is from RefSeq and is a predicted model, not a curated record. Gene Ontology annotation, molecular function: fatty acid binding. Gene Ontology annotation, biological process: fatty acid transport.
UCACGAAGGUCUCUUUCCAUCACCUUUCCAUAAUGUCAGAGCUGUUCUUGGGAACCUGGAAACUCAUCUCUAGUGAAAACUUUGACGAAUAUAUGAAAGAACUAGGAGUAUGCUAUUCCCAAAGGAAGCUGGGAAGCCUAGCCAAGCCGACAGUGGUCAUUUCCAAGGAUAAAGAUGUCAUCACCAUCAGAACAGAAACUGUCUUUAAAGUGAAUGAGGUCUCCUUCAGACUGGGCCAGGAGUUUGAAGAAACAACAAUGGAUUGCAGGCAUGCCAAGAGCAUAGUAACGAUGGAGGGCAGUACUCUGACUAAAGUCCAGAAGUGGGGUGACAAAUGUACGAUUAUCAAAAGAAAAUUAGUUGGUGGGAAUAUGGUGGUGGAAUGUACCAUGAAUGACGUUACCUGUACCAGAGUCUACGCGAGAGUGUGAAGUUACUCCCCAUCAUUUCAGUUUAAAUUUACCUGUGGUUCACUAGUUAAGCGUUCAAAUUUUGAUGGUGUCUUUUAUG